GCAGUCAUCGAUACCCAGGUCGGCUGUCGGCGCAGCAAGAAAAGUGGACAUGGCCGUGCCAAAGCUUGGGAUCAGUCUGGUUGAGGGAAACCGAGAUAAGGAGACAGUGGGUAUAACUGGGUCGUCCAAGCCUCUCAGCGCGCGUCGGCCCAAUCGUCGCAAACCUAGGGGCAUCGUGGGAAUGAGCUUGGUGUGCUAUGAUAACAUGAGUGGAUCUAUGGCUCCUAGGCGAUGAUCGAGAAUCAAGCAGCGCCUAGGUAUAUUGUACCAUCGAGUCAUAACAGCGUUGGCGAGCUGAAAAGAAAUAUGUUGAACGCAUACCACGAUGAAAAGAUUAGUCGCAUGGUGUUGCGGCUGUUCGUGGUUGCGAUAGUGGCGAACAAGAGGCUGAAAACCCUUGAAGGGCCGGUAAAGCUUAUUUUCGCAAGCCCGGGAGUCCCUGCGCUUCCCAAGGUCCCAACAACAAUGCGACGCCAGGAGAUCGGAGCGGAUGUUUCGGUGUCGCUCGCAUCGUCACAUGCUGAGGCGGCCGUGUACGAGUCCUGUAGGAUCAAUACGGCGACUUGCCAUGGCCAUGACGUCGCGCGUGGAUGGUGUGUUCUAAUUCUGUUCGUAUCUCACCACCAGCCAAUACGAGCGUCUCCAGUCUCCACAAUGUUCGCGACCUGGAGGUAUCAAUAGCGUGGAGCGCGUCUUCCCAACACUUCCGGGUGUAUCGCAAUGUCUUCGUCACCAUCUUCGUAAGACGUGCUCGCUCUAGCAACCAUGGCUUGUAUCCUUGCAUUCGACCCCUCCUAGACCCUUGGCUCCACUGUCAUUACUCAGUGCAUCACGUGCACCU
Alternaria alternata is the source of this 841-nucleotide messenger RNA. RefSeq lists its product as hypothetical. The transcript has 2 exons. The record is from RefSeq and is a predicted model, not a curated record. Lineage: Eukaryota; Fungi; Ascomycota; Dothideomycetes; Pleosporales; Pleosporaceae. Bases 232 to 681 code for a protein of 149 amino acids.